Erinaceus europaeus (western European hedgehog) is the source of this 590-nucleotide messenger RNA. RefSeq names its product cytochrome c oxidase subunit 7A2, mitochondrial. The coding region runs from base 211 to 462 and encodes 83 amino acids. The transcript is spliced from 4 exons. The record is from RefSeq and is a predicted model, not a curated record. Gene Ontology annotation, biological process: mitochondrial respirasome assembly; mitochondrial electron transport, cytochrome c to oxygen; regulation of oxidative phosphorylation. NCBI's taxonomy places the organism in Eukaryota, Metazoa, Chordata, Mammalia, Eulipotyphla, Erinaceidae.
GAAACUGCCGUCUGGCUAGAGCGACCACAUCCGGAGGCCUCUCGCCUUUCUAUCUUGUUCUCUAUGAUCUGGCGCACAGCCUAGCUCCGCCCAGGGCCAUCCAGCUUCCUGGACGCCUGCGCAAGACCAGAAGGCACUUCCGCCUCCGCUGCGACGCCUUUCGUUGUCGAGGUUCGGUUGACACGGUUGGCGGGCAGUAGCUGAGCAAAGAUGCUGCGGAAUCUGCUGGCUCUUCGUCAGAUUACCCAGAGGACCAUAAGCACUGCUUCGCGCAGGCAGUUUGAAAAUAAAGUGCCAGAGAAACAAAAGCUCUUUCAGGAGGAUAAUGGCAUUCCAGUUCAUCUGAAAGGGGGACUAGCUGAUGCCCUCCUGUAUAGAGCCACCAUGCUUCUUACAGUUGGUGGAACAGCAUAUGCCAUAUACCUGUUGGCUAUGGCUUCAUUUCCCAAGAAGCAAAACUGAAUUCACUUCAUCAUCCCAGCUGAAGUUCAGUUGGUUCAAUGGACCAGUAAUCUGAUAAUCUAAGUUCUUUGGGGAUCAAUAUUUAUUGACUUGUAUUAACUGCCACCAAUAAAGCAGUCUUUACAAUG